CCCCUCCCUCUCUCUUCCAUUUGAAACAAAUCUCUGAAAUUCUCAGCCUCUUCGAUUCGGUCUGGUAGUCAUCAUGAAUUUCUUAGCCCGAGCACUCAAAGCAAAAUGUUCACUAUUUACCCAUUCCUCACAGAGGCGUCUACUAAUCCCACACCCAGUAGCUAUUCUCCACCAUUCUUCACUCUACGCCACAAAAACCCCAAAAUCCAGAAAACCCACAACCCUCGAACCUCAACAGUCAUCAUCGUCAUCGUUAGAAUCGACUGAAUGGCCACGGCCUAGUGAGAUUCCAUGGCAAUCAAAGGUUGUUAAUACGGUGAAUUUGAUUGGCAAUGUUAAAAUUCCUGUACAGUUCCAAGCUUCUCCAGACGGCAAGUACUGGGCUGGCACUGUUAUUGCACAAAACGAUUCUGUUUCUUCUGAUUUUCCGUCUUUCUGGAUUCCUGUAAUAUUUGAAGGUGAUCUAGCGCACAUUGCUGCAUGUCAUCUGAAAGAAAAAGAUCGUGUUUAUAUAGCUGGACACCUUAGUGCAGAUCCUCCACCAUUUACAUUAAGUCAAGGUCAAGCUAAUGCACAGCCGGAGGAGGAUUGUGGGCUUGGACUUGAGUUGGUGGGUGCUGGACAAGAGAUAAGCGGGCGAAGGACUCCACGAGGUUGCGUAAGAGAUGGAGCAUGA
This is a messenger RNA of Ilex paraguariensis (yerba mate), 676 nucleotides long. The record is from the annotation of a GenBank genome assembly. NCBI's taxonomy places the organism in Eukaryota, Viridiplantae, Streptophyta, Magnoliopsida, Aquifoliales, Aquifoliaceae.